AUGCUACUCCAACUUAAGUCCAUUGAAUAUCUGAAUCUUCAGAGAACUCAAAUAAACACUAUCCCACCAAAGACUCUUUCAAAUCUUCCCUUUUUGAGAAGAUUAGAUCUCCAAGGAAAUUAUCUGGCCGCAUGGGAUUCCGAGACUUUUAGCAACGUGACCCACUUAGAUUAUUUAAAUCUUGAUGGCAAUCGCAUUAGCAUCAUCAACGAAACGUCAUUCCCGUUUGAGAUGAGAAGCAGGAUCAAACAUAUCAAUCUGGGCAACAACGACUUUCUUUGUACGUGCGACUUGCUGUGGUUCCGUACGUGGAUGACACAAGCGAUGAAGAAUAAAACUGUCGUGUUCGUUAACUAUCCCCAGCGAUACUACUGCAAGAAUCCCACACACAUUCGCCUGGACAAAUAUAAUCCUACACCUGAAUCCUGUAAAAAGCUGAAUCCUUACGUUAUACCUGUGUCAGCUGCUGGGUCUUUUGUCGUCGUGGCGGUGGUGGUCAUGGUCGUAGUGUACCGUAAUCGCUGGAAUAUUCGAUACUGCUUCUACUCCAGACGACGACGCCAGUAUCAGCAGCUCCCGGGAAGAGACGUCAACAUCAAAUACGACGCGUUUGUGUCAUGCGAUUCCAGGGACAUGGACUGGGUCCUGGCGGAGGUGUGUACCUUUCUGGAAGACGAAUUAGGACGCAGGUUGUGCAUUCACGAAAGGGACUUUGAGGGAGCGAAGAUGAUCAUUGACAAUAUUAUGGACUGCAUGGAGGAGAGCGAGAAAAUCAUCUUGAUAAUAUCGAAUAAUUUUGCCAGAAGUAAAUGGUGCCAGUGCGAGUUGAAGAUAGCUAUUGAUGAACAUCUGGAAAGCGAGAAGCAGGUCAUCGUAAUCAUCCGUGAACCCGUUUACCGAAAGCAUAUGACUCGACCUCUGAAAGCGCUGUUCGACACAACUACUUACAUUGAAUGGGGGGAGGAUGUCAAUGCAAGAGAGAUGUUCAGAACUCGCUUGGCUGAUUUAAUGGGUUGUGAGGAUACUGAUCGGAAUGAAGUGAGGGCCUAAACAGGAUUAAGCAGAGCUGUACCUAGCAAAAGUGAUAUGCAGGGAAGCAGUUGCAAAGGGGCACAAUACUGAAAAUAGUUUUCUAAUGGUUCAAAAUAACCUCUUUUUUGUCUAGCGGGACAAGAUAGUGUGUCUUUUAUUAGCAUCUCCCCUUCCAGUUAUUUUAGGCUAGGUACGUCCCUAUUAAUAGAUGUUGUGGCGAAAGGGAACGAGCUCGGGGAGCAGAAAAGGAUUGGAGAGCAAUUACCGCGAGAAGUUCCAGGACGGCAAAAGAAACUAACUCCUGUGAUGAUAAAAGUAUGGAAAAUGACAAAAGUCCUGGCUCAGAGUUUUUUAAAAAAUAUUUUGGAUCGACUUGGGUCAUUUUAUUGUAAGAUUGUUUAAUUGUAGCUACAAUUUGAAAGAAAUGUCAUGUACACAAAAAUUUGGAAUAAUUACCUGCAUCCCAAAAUCUGAUAAACCAAAACAGUUUCUAAAAAAUUGGCGACCAGUCACGUUAUUAAAUUGUGUAUAUAAAAUAGCCUCUGGUUGUAUUGCCAACCGAAUCAAAAAAGUCCUAAAUAAAAUUAUAUCAGAUGAUCAAACUGGUUUUAUAAAAGGAAGAUAUAUAGGUGAAAAUAUCAGAUUAGUAUAUGAUAUUAUGCAAUACACAGAGGUCCAUAAUAUACCAGGUAUGUUGCCGUUAAUUGAUUUUGAAAAAGCUUUUGAUUCGGUGUCUUGGCAGUUUAUUCAACAAGCUCUAGAUAUUUUCAGUUUUAAAAUGUCCAUAAAAAACUGGAUUCUAACAUUUUAUCAUAACUCAGAGUCAAGAAUAAUACAAAAUGGUUUUUUAUCUGAAAGUUUUAAACUAGAAAGAUGAUGUAGGCAAGAUGACCCUCUCUCCCCGUAUAUUUUUAUAAUAUGUGCUGAAAUUCUAUCAAUAUUAAUAAGAAAUAAUAAGAAUAUUAAAGGAAUAGAAAUUGAUGGGCAAGAGUAUCUCAUAUCGCAAUAUGCAGACGAUACAACUUUUAUCUUGGAUGGAUCUCACAAAUCCCUUGAAAAUACUUUAAUCAUUUUAGACAAAUACGCUAUCUCUGGCUUGAAAAUAAAUUACUCAAAAUCGAAAGUUAUUUGGAUAGGCAGUAACAAAUUCUCAAAGGAGGUUUUCCAUCAUACUAGAUGGAGGCUAGAAUGGGGUUCUGACCAAUUUACUCUUUUAGGGGUGAAUUUUUCUGUAAAUCUUGAAGAUAUUGUUAUUAAAAAAUUGGAACCGAAAAUAUUAAUGAUGAAAAAAUUAAUAAAACAAUGGUCUACAAGGAAAUUAACAGCAUUAGGUAGAAUUAUUGUUCUGAAAACCUUAAUAAUCCCUAAAAUAACUCAUCCCUGACAUUGCCAAAUUGUUUUUGCUGGGACAAUAAAUCAUUUAAAAAAAAAAAAAAACCCUCCUGUGAUGAAACGUCUGAGAGGGACUGGAAUAAAUAUGAAACUGUCUGCUGAUAAACUGUAUGUGGAUGGACGUAUUCAUGAUGGUCCGGCCUCGGUGGCGCAGUGGUUAAGCCAUCGGACUACAGACUGGUAGGUACUGGGUUCUGAUCCCAGUCGAGGCAUGGGAUUUUUAAUCCAGAUACCGACUCCAAAC
Molecule: messenger RNA, 2668 nt
Organism: Gigantopelta aegis
Lineage: Eukaryota; Metazoa; Mollusca; Gastropoda; Neomphalida; Peltospiridae
Product: toll-like receptor 2
Exons: 1
Coding region: 1-1050 (349 amino acids)
Biological process (GO): immune response; inflammatory response; toll-like receptor signaling pathway
Cellular component (GO): membrane
Molecular function (GO): protein binding; transmembrane signaling receptor activity
Source: RefSeq, a predicted model, not a curated record